AGUAGGUAUGGCCUAUUUCCAUGGAGAAUAUCGAGAGAGCGCACCAUUUCAGGGGACACCGACCGCCUACAGCUUCUUAGCUUGUUUCUCUCCUACUUAACCUUGUUCAGAAGCGGUCAAACCACUUUCUCCGCAUAUCAACAUUGCUUCUCUCCUGCAAACAUGGCGUGCGUUUGCCAAGAGCACAUUGUAACCUCCGCCAUCGGUGUGGCAUGCUCUUCUUGCCAAGCGUUCCAGGACCGGCUCGCUGAGACUCACUACGAUACAAGUCAUUCUGCAACUGAAACUUUGUUGUCGGCAGACUAAUGCUGAAACGCGAACUGUCCGCGAUUAUGGCAUUGCCCUAGCGGCGACAACCUUUCUCUAAUAUCACCUUUAACAUCCGUCAUCAAGCUCUCUUUCUAUUCAUCAGCUGAAUAACUUUACCAUCUAUGCGCAAUCUCAAGGUCUCUCCUCGGCAUUUGCCAAUCAGAUCACGGAUUAAUACUCGAUUUUCUGGACUGCUUUUGUUCAUCUUCAUAUAUCUCCUUCAUCUCUAUCACCCCCAAUUCUCGUUAGAGAUUCUACCAUCUCCUCUACGCUUCCCAUCGAGUCCAGCGUCAUGUCCUAUUAUCCCUCCAUAUCCCUCUAUUACCUCCUCACCAAACAACGUCUUCAACUGGCGAAAUAUCACUCAACACUACCCCGUGGAGGCUUUCGAGCAGUUACCCGCGGUUCAUACGAAGACCCUCGCAAGGAUACAACAUGAUUUUGACUCAGAGAAUCCACCACUUUACCACGAACUCAUGCGCAAACGCCGCCAAGCCGCCAUAAAAGCGACCUUCUCCCGCUGUUGGGGCGCUUAUAAGGAACUAGCAUGGAAGCAAGACGAGCUAUUACCUAUUUCUGGUAGCUCGAAGACUACAUUUGGCGGCUGGGGGGCCACGCUGGUUGAUAGCCUCGAUACUCUGUGGAUCAUGAACAUGAAAGAUGAGUUUAAUGAAGCCGUUGCGGCAGUCGCGGAGAUUGACUUCGUGGACGGAGACGGUGAGCUGAACAUGUUUGAGACCACGAUACGGUACCUGGGAGGGUUGCUUUCGGCGUAUGAUCUGACUGAAUGUAAAGAGAAGAGGCUACUACAGAAAGCAAUGGAGCUAGGCGACAUGAUCUAUGCGAGCUUCGACACACCGAACCGCAUGCCGGUCACGAGGUGGGUCGCAGCUAUGGCGGUGGGUGGGGAGGUGCAAGAAGCCGCGCAGCAGGGUGUACUUGCGGAGCUGGCAAGCUUCAGUCUAGAGUUCACGAGGUUGUCGCAGCUUACAGGCGAUAUGCGAUAUUACGAUGCAACAACGCGUGUUAUCGAUGUCCUCGCUCGGCAACAGAAUGAAACUAGGAUCCCGGGUCUGUGGCCUGUAGGCGUCAACCUCCAGACCCCAGAUCUCACAAAAGACACCCUGUUCAGCCUGGGCACCAUGGCGGACUCCGCAUACGAAUAUCUGCCCAAAACUUACCAAAUCCUCCACGGCGCUGCCUCCGCUACCCAAUACAAGUCCAUGUAUGAGACCGCCACAGAGGCCAUGAUCCAACACCUGCUCUUCCGCCCUAUAACUCCCGACAACGCAGACAUUCUCGCGCCAACCUCCGCGCGCGUACAACGCGAUGGCUCAAUUGUACGAGAUCACUCUGUGCAACAUCUUUCUUGCUUUACCGGCGGCAUGUUCGCUUUAGGUGCAAAACUGUUCCAAAACGCAUCUCAUCUCGAAUACGCACGCAGAGUCACAGAAUCAUGCAUCUGGAGCUACGACAACGCCCCAAAUGGAAUUAUGCCUGAGAUCUUCACAAUGCUGGCUUGUUCUUCCGCCUCGCCUUCGAAUAAUAGCGUCAACUGCACGUUCAACCCUUUAGUGUGGCCAGCACAGCAAUUCCCCGGUUUCGAGACGGUGAUUGAUGCGCGCUACAUGCUAAGACCUGAGGCUAUCGAAAGCGUCUUCUACAUGUAUCGCAUUACGGGGGAAAGUCGGUAUCAGGAUGUGGCGUGGAAGAUGUUCCAGCAGGUGGAGAGGCGCACGAGGACAGAAUUUGCGAAUGCCGCUAUUAGGGAUGUAACGAGAAAGAUGGACAGAAGCGGUAAUGGAGGAACAGAGGAUGGAUGGCAGGAUUUAGAGAAGGUUGACAGUAUGGAAAGUUUCUGGCUUGCCGAAACGUUGAAAUACUUUUACCUAGUAUUUAGCGAUCCUGGCUGGAUGAGUCUAGAUGAGUGGGUGUUUAACACUGAGGCGCAUCCUUUCCGAUUAUAAGGACCUCUCGUAGAAUCUUGUAUGCGUGAGACCUGGUCUUGCUGGCAAGCAAGCGUGUCACAUAGUAUUAAUGCCCGAUUAU
This is a messenger RNA of Cucurbitaria berberidis CBS 394.84, 2358 nucleotides long. RefSeq names its product glycoside hydrolase family 47 protein. Bases 432 to 2276 code for a protein of 614 amino acids. Lineage: Eukaryota; Fungi; Ascomycota; Dothideomycetes; Pleosporales; Cucurbitariaceae. Gene Ontology annotation, cellular component: endoplasmic reticulum; Golgi membrane. Gene Ontology annotation, molecular function: mannosyl-oligosaccharide 1,2-alpha-mannosidase activity; calcium ion binding. Gene Ontology annotation, biological process: carbohydrate metabolic process; N-glycan processing. The transcript has a single exon. The record is from RefSeq and is a predicted model, not a curated record.